AUGCCCGCCCCAACUGCCUUGAAACAAAAUUCAGAGGCACUGGCUGAGCCGGCCAGUGUGCCCCUGCCACAAGCACAGGAUGACGAACUUCUACUCGAUGCGCCGGAUGUGGAACCAACAGACCUGGCUGUCCAAAUCGCCGAAGGAGACACUGAAAUGCACAUCGAUGAGGAGGGAAGACCAAGAUUUGCACCAUCCAAGACUCUUGACGAAAAAACCCGCAUAGAAGUGCGAAAGAUCCCUAUCCCACCUCACCGAUUUGCACCACUCAAGGCAGCAUGGUCAAAGAUGUACCCUCCACUCGUCGAGCACCUCAAACUCCAAGUCCGCAUGAACGUUCACGCCAAGUCGGUCGAGAUCCGAUCCUCGAAACACACCACCGACCCAGGAGCGCUGCAAAAGGGUGCCGAUUUCGUCCAGGCCUUCUCGCUCGGUUUCGAUAUCGACGAUGCCAUUGCUCUCCUCCGGCUAGACGAUCUCUACAUCCAGACCUUCAUGAUUCAAGACGUGAAGUCGCUGCAGGGAGAGCAUCUCGGCAGAGCAAUUGGUCGAAUUGCUGGGAAGGACGGAAAGACGAAGUUUGCGAUUGAGAAUGCGAGUCGGACCAGAAUCGUGCUUGCGGAUUCAAAGAUCCAUCUUCUGGGUGGGUUCAAGAAUAUCCAGAUUGCGAAGACGGCGGUUGUGAGCUUGAUUCUGGGUAGUCCGCCCGGAAAGGUGUAUGGCAAUCUGAGAACCGUAGCUUCGAGGAUGAAGGAGAGAUUUUGA
Molecule: messenger RNA, 765 nt
Organism: Drepanopeziza brunnea f. sp. 'multigermtubi' MB_m1
Lineage: Eukaryota; Fungi; Ascomycota; Leotiomycetes; Helotiales; Drepanopezizaceae
Cellular component (GO): nucleolus
Molecular function (GO): RNA binding
Source: RefSeq, a predicted model, not a curated record